This is a messenger RNA of Podospora anserina S mat+, 267 nucleotides long. RefSeq lists its product as uncharacterized. The record is from RefSeq and is a predicted model, not a curated record. The transcript has a single exon. Gene Ontology annotation, molecular function: metal ion binding. NCBI's taxonomy places the organism in Eukaryota, Fungi, Ascomycota, Sordariomycetes, Sordariales, Podosporaceae. Gene Ontology annotation, biological process: protein histidyl modification to diphthamide. Bases 1 to 267 code for a protein of 88 amino acids.
AUGGCCGACGACGACGAGCAGCUCUCCAUCUACGACGAGGUCGAGAUCGAGGACAUGACGUUUGACGAGGCGCUGCAGACGUACCACUACCCGUGUCCUUGCGGCGACAAGUUUGAGAUUGCGCUUUGCGACUUGCAGGACGGGGCGGACAUUGCUGUCUGUCCGAGUUGCAGCUUGAUGAUUAGGGUUAUUUUUGAGGUGGAGGAUUUGCCCGGGGGAGGAGGGAAGGGGGUUGAAGGGGGGAAGGCGGUGGCUGUUUCUGCUUAG